Messenger RNA from Pelobates fuscus (common spadefoot toad), 943 nucleotides. It is a transcript of the gene MRPS2, whose product is annotated as mitochondrial ribosomal protein S2. Gene Ontology annotation, biological process: translation. The transcript has 4 exons. The record is from RefSeq and is a predicted model, not a curated record. Lineage: Eukaryota; Metazoa; Chordata; Amphibia; Anura; Pelobatidae. Bases 62 to 907 code for a protein of 281 amino acids. Gene Ontology annotation, molecular function: structural constituent of ribosome. Gene Ontology annotation, cellular component: ribosome; mitochondrial small ribosomal subunit.
CAGGAAGUGAAGGGUUACCGGAAGUGCUGCACAGCCUGACCUUCCUCAGCCAGAAGCAAGCAUGGCUUCCCCUGCAGUAAGUGCCCUGCUAAAGACAGCAUUACCAAGGUUUGGCUGCAUUGGGAUCCAGGCAGCAUCUUCACGGACAUUACUGCACACAAAGCCAAGCAUCAGAUUAUAUGAAACCGCCCCUGUUAUCGUGGCAGCGCCAAACCAGCAGCUUGCCAUUGAUGAUUUCAAUGAGAAAAUUAUUGCCGAACCCCUAAAGCAUCCAGAUUUUUUCAAUGUGAAGGAGCUGCUGUCUAUUAAGGAUCUGUUCGAAGCACGUGUUCACCUGGGACAUAAGAAAGGAUGUCGUCACAGGUUAAUGGAGCCGUACAUCUUUGGAUGUCGCCUAGAACAGGACAUCAUAGACUUGGACCAGACAUUGAGCCAUCUCCAUUUGGCCCUUAAUAUCACAGCACACAUCGCUUACCGAAAGGGAAUCAUCUUGUUCAUUAGCCGCAACCGCCAAUUCACCCACCUGGUGGAAUGCACAGCCAAGGAGUGCGGAGAAUACGCACAUGUCCGAUACUGGCAGGGUGGUCUUCUCACUAAUGCGCCUGUCCAGUACGGGUCGGGGGUUCGGCUGCCUGACCUGAUAGUCUUCCUAAACACUCUGAACAAUGUGUUUGAACAGCACGUUGCUGUACGAGAUGCAGCGAAAAUGAACAUCCCAACUGUGGGCAUUGUGGACACCAACUGCAACCCGAGUCUCAUAACCUACCCGGUGCCGGCAAACGAUGACACUCCCGCAGCUGUGGAGCUGUACUGCCGCCUCUUUAAAAUGACCAUCAAUAGAGCCAAGGACAAAAGAAAGCAAAUGGAGAUCCUGUACGGACUACAAAACAAAAUCACUGCCACGUAGAUCUUUUUUCCCUUCAAUAAAUACACUUUUCACGGC